AUGCAAGCGACCGCCUCCAGAAACUGGCCCCAACGCGCGAAACUACCCAUCACUGUUUCCACACGCCCACCACCCGAACGUUGCAUCCUCAGUCAAGCCACUGGCCAGCCUCUCCCCAUUAACCCCCUCUAUGCCAGCGCCCUCCGCAACUCGCUGAGACAAUUAAGUCUUCGGCCCCCAGAAGUCAGAGUCCCACGCCCUAUCCGUGGCCGUACGAAGAAGAUUUCAAAGGCCAAAUCACGAGGAAGCCACCAGGACAAAGCGAGGAGAUAUUGCCCGUCUCCUCUCCGGAGAGAGGUUUUGGCCGAGGAAGUGGAAGUUAAAAGCUCUUCAAUACCGGUUCCAAAGCCGGUUGGACUGCCAGCCCCGAGUCCAAAAAUAUUGAAGAGAUUGAUCAAGCUCAAUCUCUUCCGCACAAAAGAGGAUUCUGCGCCAAUUUACACUCCAGGAAACAUGCCACGCAUGUUUCUAGCGUCCUCCGGGAGAACUCAAAUCCAGUUUCAGCCGCGGAUAUACCACUGCCAAUUCGCCCGACUUCAGCGUGCAGCCAUUCCGGAGCGUGGAAGACUUUUGAGACGCUCGCUCGCGCUGAAUCAAAAGCAACAACUGCACGUCACAAGAAGGGCGCUGAGACAGACGUCGAGUAUUGUGCUGGAAGAGCUGGGGCAGAAACGCGACGCGAUCGAUACAGCCUGGUGCAAACGCUGCAAACACUGUUUGAAGCACGAGCGGAAGAGGAUACUGAAAGCAGCUAAGCAAGAGUUAAAGAGAACUUUGAAAGCCAUAGAUGAUUCAAGAAAGGAGGAGGAGCAGCAGUUUGACCACCUAUAUCGAAUUGCGAAACAAAGGAGUCAGGGCGAGGACGGAGAGCACGGCAGUGUAGAAGGCGGGGAUGGUACAGUAAAGAAGGUUCUGGGACUGCAUUCGGGUUCGAGAAGGAUCAACGGGUUCUCGAAGAGGGUGCUGGUGUUGCGAGGGGCUGACCUCUUCAAAGAAGCAAGUUGCAAACGUGGUCACGAGGCAGAGGACGUGGAGGAUUAG
Molecule: messenger RNA, 1041 nt
Organism: Paraphaeosphaeria sporulosa
Lineage: Eukaryota; Fungi; Ascomycota; Dothideomycetes; Pleosporales; Didymosphaeriaceae
Exons: 1
Coding region: 1-1041 (346 amino acids)
Source: RefSeq, a predicted model, not a curated record